Molecule: messenger RNA, 1575 nt
Organism: Knipowitschia caucasica
Lineage: Eukaryota; Metazoa; Chordata; Actinopteri; Gobiiformes; Gobiidae
Source: the annotation of a GenBank genome assembly
AUGGCGUCCCUGGACAGCUCCUCCCUCUGUUUGUCUCCCUGCAGUCUCCGCCUCCAGUCCGACUCGGUGCAGCGCUGGUUGGAGGACCUGCGUCACAUGACUGAGGUGGAGUGCAUGUGUGUGCUACAGGGGAAACCUCUGGGAGAAGAAGAAGAGCUGCUGCUGGGAGCAGACCCGCCCUGGCCAGCCCGCUCACACCUGCAGCUCCUCUUACGGCGCGCCCUGGUGGUGAGUUCGGAGCUCAGCAGGAUGUUCAGCCGUGUGGAGCGAGGCCGAUGGGGACGGACUCACAGCACCGCAGUUCGAGCACAAACUCACCUGAGGGGACUCCUGCUGCAGUACACCCAGGGCAGAGGCGUGCCAGAGCGUCUGCUACAGUACGAGAAAAUCCUCUUGGAGAAAAGUCAAGAGCUGACAUCCAUCACAGAGAGGUGUGUACAGACUGAGGACCAGAGUUUCCUGAAGGCGAGUCGUGACACAAUACAUCAGAUUCUGACCGACCUGAGCCAGGACUUCAGCACCAUGAUUGACCUGGCUCUGGCCAACGAGAUCCGGGUGCUGGUGGAGCAGGUGGAGCGCAGUUCUAAGCCAGAGACUGUAGAGGGCGCCAUCUCAUCUCUGCUCAGUCUGACACAGGACGGACCACAGCUCUGCAGCAUCAUCGCACAGGAGGGGGCAGUGGGGGCGCUCUUCAGACUCUGUAGACAGGAUGUCUUCACUGAGCUUUACGCGCCAGCUCUGCGGACCAUCGCCGCCCUCUGCUGCGAGGACGAGGGAGUGCAGCAACUGGACAAGGUGGACGGGCUCCUGGUGCUCUGUGACCUCCUGACCGAUGGAACGUGUCCAGAGGAAGUGAAAGCUGAGGCUGCGGCGGUUGUGGCUCAGCUGACAUCUCCUCACCACAGCUCCACAGGACACCUCCUCAGCUUCAUGGAGAACAUGCAGGAGAUUGUGAGCGCACUGAUCUGUCUCUGCUCCUCUGCCUCCUGUGGGGAGGUCUUUCUCCUGGCCUCUGCAGCUUUAGCAAACAUUACGUUCUUGGAUUCGUUGUCGUGUGAGCUGCUGCUUCAGACCAACGCUGUGGAGAUCCUCCUGAGAGCAACGAGAGACAAGAGCAGAGUGGACACGCCUUACUCCAGGGACCAGGUGGUGACAAUCUUGGCAAAUCUGUCGGUCCUGGAGCAGUGUUCUGAGCAGGUUCUGCAGGAACAAGGAGUGGAGGUGCUGCUGCAAUUCUUGUGCGAGCGCCCCUCCUCCUCCAGUCCAUCAGAGGGCGCUGCGUGCGAGCGCGUUCAGCAGAAAGCAGCAGUGACUCUGGCGCGACUGAGCCGCAACGCACAAGUUAGCUGCUGCGCCGUGCAGAACAACGCUGUUCCUCGUCUGAUUGAAUUGUGUCGCUCCCCAACUGAGAGAAACAACUCUGACUCAGUCCUGGUGGCCUGCCUGGCGGCGCUGCGGCGUCUGGCCUCAGUCUGUCCUGAGUCUCUUCAGAUCUCAGAUCAUCAGCAGCUCAUCGCUCCGAGACUUGUGGACUCGUUUCUGCUCUGCUCCAACAUGGAGGAAAGCUUUGUGUAG